UAAAGGAUAUUAAUGAAAAGGGGCGUCCCUCCCUGCAGACAACAAGUCCAUUUUAGUCGACCGCCCUCCAUGUCAGUACGGUCACAAGAUUCGUUUGUUUCUGUUUUACACCAUCAGUUCUAUUAAAUUUUAUUUAGAAAAUGUCAUACGAAGAUGACGACAAUUAUCCACAUGUGGCCUGUGGAUCCUUCCCGAAAGAUUUUAACUAUGGACUUGACGAGGGAGAUGGAGAUUAUCCCAAUUCUCUUCCAGGUGAAUGUAAGCCCCGUAUUCUAUUGAUGGGGCUUAGAAGGAGUGGAAAGUCAUCUAUUCAGAAAGUUGUUUUUCAUAAAAUGUCACCAAAUGAAACAUUAUUUUUAGAAAGUACAAAUAAAAUAGUUAAAGAUGAUAUAUCCAAUAGUUCCUUUGUUCAGUUUCAAAUCUGGGAUUUCCCUGGACAGAUAGAUUUCUUUGAUCCUACAUAUGACAUAGAAAUGAUAUUUGGUGGAUGCGGUGCUCUUGUUUACGUUAUAGACGCACAGGAUGAUUAUAUGGAAGCAUUAUCAAAACUUCACAUGACAGUGACAAAGGCAUACAAAGUCAAUCCAGACAUAAAAUUUGAAGUAUUUAUUCAUAAAGUAGACGGGUUGUCAGACGAUCAUAAAAUAGAAACGCAGAGAGAUAUUCAUCAGAGGGCAAAUGAUGAUUUAUCUGAUAAUGCUUUAGACAACAUAAAUUUAAGCUUUUAUCUUACCAGUAUCUAUGAUCAUUCUAUAUUUGAAGCUUUCAGCAAAGUUGUACAGAAACUUAUUCCUCAGCUUCCGGCUUUAGAAAAUCUUCUCAACCUAUUUAUUUCGAAUUCUGGAAUAGAAAAGGCAUUUCUAUUUGAUGUAGUUAGCAAAAUUUAUAUCGCUACCGAUAGUUCACCGGUCGACAUGCAGUCGUACGAACUCUGCUGUGACAUGAUUGAUGUAGUCAUUGAUAUAUCUUGUAUUUAUGGAUUACCUGAUGAUGGAGAAGGUAGUCCAUUUGAUAACUGGUCUUCAAGUAUUAUUAAGCUUAACAAUGGAACCGUUCUAUACUUGAGGGAGGUGAACAGAUUUCUUGCUUUGGUCUGUAUUUUAAGAGAAGACAAUUUUGAUAGACAAGGACUCAUCGAUUACAACUUCCACUGUUUCCGGGAAGCGAUCAGGGAAGUGUUUGAAGUACGAUUCAAGGGAAAGAAACCGAUGCCUCAAUUCUACAACUCUCUGGAUAGUGCCCAAAGUAACGGCUACUUGGAGCAGCCGUAGAUCAAUAGCGGAGAUUGGCAGAUCGGCCGGUCUACUUCAAAUCUUUUCCAAUAAUUGGAAGUGAUAAAUGAUACUAAAUGUGGUAAAAUACGUAAGGAAGUCGGUUUUGUGCCGAACAUUGAUUUUUGUAGAACUGGUUUUAUAUAAAACGGAAGGGAUGUCGACAGACAGUACAAUUUGUGUCUAAGUUAAUUUAUGGUAAAGCCACCCGACGACGAAGUAUUAUCAUACUGCUAUGUACGACCAUUGCAUUGCGGUAAGCCACAUUGCCACGUGCUCUGUUGUUAUUUUAAUGCGGUACACUAAUUCAAUCAUUGGCAAUUUAAUAAUGUAAAGCCAUCUGGAUAUAUUCCAUUGUAAUUAUUUGUUGAUGACAGGCAUCAUCCGAAGCAAAUUGAUUAUUGAGAUAAUUGCAAACAAAAGUUUGUUAGAUAAUUGAAAAAUUAUUCAAAGUGGAUUUCUUUGGUAAAUUA
Centruroides sculpturatus (bark scorpion) is the source of this 1744-nucleotide messenger RNA. RefSeq names its product ras-related GTP-binding protein C-like (gene RagC-D). Gene Ontology annotation, cellular component: nucleus; lysosome; Gtr1-Gtr2 GTPase complex. Gene Ontology annotation, molecular function: GTP binding; GTPase activity. The record is from RefSeq and is a predicted model, not a curated record. Bases 141 to 1271 code for a protein of 376 amino acids. Gene Ontology annotation, biological process: positive regulation of TOR signaling; cellular response to amino acid stimulus; cellular response to starvation. Lineage: Eukaryota; Metazoa; Arthropoda; Arachnida; Scorpiones; Buthidae. The transcript has 10 exons.